CGGUAAAAUGAGCGGGAGGAGGAGCGGUAGAAGAAGCGGGAGGAGGAGCGGGAGGGGAAACGGGGAGGGGGUUAGCGAAUGCGCGGGAGGUGGAGGAGCGGAAGGAGGUAUUGGUGGAGGAGGAGAAGCGGGUGGAGCGGGAGGAGCAGCGGGAGAAGGAGUGGGGGGAGGAAUGGGGGAAAGAGCAGGAGAAGCAGCGGGAGAAGGAGGAGGAGCAGGAGGAGCGGGAGGAGCAGCAGGAGGGAGAGCAGGAGAAGGAGAGGGAGGACGGAGGAGAAGAGAGAGAAGGAGCAGGACCUGGGCUAUGGCGGGAUCUUUGUCACAUUGUUUGGCGGAGGAGUGGGAGGAGGAGAAGUGGGGGGAGCGGGAGAAAGAGUGGGAGAAGGAGCGGGAGAAGGAGCAAUAGAAGGAGCGGCAAAAGGAGCGGGAAGGGAAACGGGAAGGGGCGGAGAAGGCACAGGAGGAGGAGCGGGAGGAGGAGCGGCAAAGGAAACGGGGAGGGGGUUAGGAGCGGGAGGAGCACGAAGGGAAAUGGGAAGGGGCAUAGGAGGCCCCUGAGGAGGAGAGAGAGAAGGAAAUGGUUGAAAGCGGGGGAGGGGUGGACAUUGAUUGAUUGAUUAAUUGAUUGAUUGAGUGAUUGAUUGAUUGAUUGAUCGAUCAAAAAAAAAAAAAAUUGCCCCGUUCUCCGUUUUUGUUUUUGUUUUUGUUUUUCAAUCAAUCAAUCAAUUAACCAUGU
Chara braunii is the source of this 736-nucleotide messenger RNA. The record is from the annotation of a GenBank genome assembly. Lineage: Eukaryota; Viridiplantae; Streptophyta; Charophyceae; Charales; Characeae.